AUGGAUGGUCAUGGGACUGAAGUUCAGACUGGACGCACAUCACCCCCGUCUGGACCCUUUGGAUAUUCCUUCCUCUCCCCCAUGGAUACCCCAUUCGAACAAGCACCCGCUCUUCCCCCGGGUCCCUCUCUCCUUGAUGAUAAUGAAUCCAACAUGCUCGACAACUUCUUUACUACCAUGAAUGCGAAUCACUUUACGAAUGACUUUUGGAUGAGACAAGAACAUAAAUCUGGGGCACCCAACUUCGACUGGUCUGGCGAACUGCCUCCGAACUUCGAAGGAUCGACCACCUCCUUAUCACAACCAUCCUUUCAGCAGCAUGGACUAGGCAAAACAAAUGGAGGAUCGAUGUCUGGAAAUCCUACAGGCCAGGACAUAUUCGCAGCAGCAUCCAUGCUAUAUCAAAGUGGCCUUAACGGGCAAGGUAUCGGGUCCACAUUAGCGCAGCAGGCUUUUGCAGGACACCCCAUGCCGCAAAAUGGAACUCACAUAAGGAAUGAUUCACAAGCCGGAAAUCUCGGGCAGGGACCGGGUACUUCUCCGUCUCGGGCUGACGUGCCCACUGGAUAUCAUACAUCAGAGAUGUUUUUCGACGUGCGAGAUCCCAUCCCAGCCGAUCAGCAUCCUUCAAGAAAGGUCCGCAGUCUCCGCUGGGGCUCAGAUGUUGGUUUUAUGGAUCAAGGCUACCUUCGCCCACCUGAUCAGCCUGAUGAAGAACAACGGACAAAGGACCUGCUAGAUCAUCUGGGAUGCUUUGAAACACAGAGCAGUGCCGCCAACACACGAGCUCCCAGUCCAGAACGGACGGUCGGCGGCCCUGUCCACCGGAAUUCCUUUGCCUCACAGCCCAUUAGUUCAAUCCCAGACGAUAGCCUACAGGCCCGCAAACGACCACGAACUAUGAAAGAAGAGGGCGACUCCGACGAAGAGGACGGAAGACCCCAUUCCCGAAAAUCCAGAGGAUCUAUCAGUAAAGGACGCCGAGUGUCAACAGACAUGUCUCGGAAAGUUCGUAUCCAACCAGGAUCAAAAGCUGCACGAGAGAACCUCUCUGAAGAGCAGAAGAGGACAAACCACAUCCUUUCAGAACAGAAGCGCCGAAACCUCAUCCGCCAGGGGUUCGAAGAUCUAUGUACCCUUGUGCCGGGGCUCAGAGGCGGCGGCUUCAGCAAGAGUGCCAUGCUCACUUCCGCUGCUGAUUGGCUUGAAGAGCUUCUACAGGGGAAUGAUAUCCUUCAACGCCAACUACAUGAGCUCAAAGGCAUCAGUGGCUUGGUAAUGCCAAGAUGA
Penicillium antarcticum is the source of this 1290-nucleotide messenger RNA. Its product is annotated as basic helix-loop-helix domain-containing protein. The coding region runs from base 1 to 1290 and encodes 429 amino acids. Gene Ontology annotation, biological process: regulation of transcription by RNA polymerase II. The transcript has 2 exons. The record is from RefSeq and is a predicted model, not a curated record. Gene Ontology annotation, molecular function: DNA-binding transcription factor activity, RNA polymerase II-specific; RNA polymerase II cis-regulatory region sequence-specific DNA binding; protein dimerization activity. NCBI's taxonomy places the organism in Eukaryota, Fungi, Ascomycota, Eurotiomycetes, Eurotiales, Aspergillaceae.